UUGCCGGCGCUCGCAGCGAUCGGUCGAUAGGAUGGCGAGCUCCGACGGAGCGAUGAUAACGGCCGUUGCCGGCCGCGGUAUCUCGUCUGCUGAUGAUUAUAAGAUACUUCUGCCUUCUCUGCCUUCUGAAGCAGCCACUGUGAAUUCUGUUUUUCUACACUGCGACGUAACCGGCCGUCCGUACCGAAUUGAGGACUUUCGAGAAGAACUGCAACGACUGCAAAUCCUCGGCGACGUGGCGUCUUUUGGCGCCUAUCAAAUGAACCACGUGUGGCUCGUCACCUUCCACUCUGCGUCAACGAGGAACCGGCUGCUCGCCGCCAAGGAACUGACUGUCAAAGGCAAGCGAUGUAUCCUCAUAGACCCGAAGAACUCGGAAACCUGUCUGAAACUUCACUGGGUACCUUAUCACGUCCCCGACGACACAGUUCGACGAGCACUGGAGCCAUAUGGCAAAGUACACGAAGUAACCCGUGAGACGUGGAGAGCCCAAGGUUUUCAAGGAGUCCAGUCAACAACAAGGCUUGUUCGGAUCACUCUGAAGGAAGGCGUCAGUAAAGAAAGCGUCCCGCAUCAACUGCGUUUCUUCGGCGGCUCUGCACUCGUCCUAGUGCCCGGACGAGCCCCGCUCUGCCUCCGGUGUAAGAAGACCGGCCACAUCCGAAAGGACUGCCGCGUCCCCCGUUGUGACGAUUGCCACCGCUACGGCCACACAAGGGAAAACUGCGUCAAAUCUUACGCAGUGGCAACGGCUGGACCACUUCCGGACGAGAACACCGACCUUAUUAUGGACGAAGCGGAAGCCGAGCUAGCUGCCAGUGCGAACGCCACAGUAAGGACGCUUCCUGCGGCCCCGAGGAUUGCCGAAACGCCGACGUCUGGAACCAGGGAACCUUCUCCACAGGUCGAGCUCCCCUCGGACGCUCCCUCUAGGGAACCACAACAAGGUGGCAUGGAAGCGCCUGUUACAACGCCGGAGAAAGAGUCGCAACUUACAGCCAAGAUACCAGAGCCAGAUGGUGGGUUCUCUGACAGCGAAAUGCGGGACGAAGCUAUGGUAGCGGGAGCCGCUACACCAACCAAGCGACCGCACGAGCAAGACCGAAGCCCUGGGGCAGAGGACGGUAUGCCGACCCAACAGCGUUCGAAACUGGUCACGCCGUGUCGCGGACGGCGCAAGCCGCCCACGCUCCGUGCGGCUCUGGACAACCGCCUCGAGACGGACUCUUAGCACGGAACCUGGCACGAACCUUCUACCGCGGCUCGUAGUGAGUGCUUCUCCUUGCUAGUUCGAGCGCGUCAGUAUAGGGUUUUAGGUUUCCUACCUCUUUCCUAGCUAAC
This is a messenger RNA of Ixodes scapularis (black-legged tick), 1341 nucleotides long. RefSeq lists its product as uncharacterized. Gene Ontology annotation, molecular function: zinc ion binding; nucleic acid binding. NCBI's taxonomy places the organism in Eukaryota, Metazoa, Arthropoda, Arachnida, Ixodida, Ixodidae. The coding region runs from base 32 to 1231 and encodes 399 amino acids. The record is from RefSeq and is a predicted model, not a curated record. The transcript has a single exon.